Messenger RNA from Centruroides sculpturatus (bark scorpion), 527 nucleotides. RefSeq names its product plexin-B-like. Gene Ontology annotation, molecular function: semaphorin receptor activity; protein binding. The transcript is spliced from 3 exons. Gene Ontology annotation, biological process: regulation of cell migration; regulation of GTPase activity; semaphorin-plexin signaling pathway involved in axon guidance. The annotation marks the transcript as partial. NCBI's taxonomy places the organism in Eukaryota, Metazoa, Arthropoda, Arachnida, Scorpiones, Buthidae. Gene Ontology annotation, cellular component: semaphorin receptor complex. The record is from RefSeq and is a predicted model, not a curated record.
GUAAUAUUAGAAAGAAGAAAAGAUCAACCACUUUUCACAAUACUUCUCGCAGACGACGAUCAACUUGACAAAGAAAUUAAACCAUCCAAUGCAUUUGAUGAGAAACAUGAAAAUAUUUAUUUACUUGUAGGAAAUAAGGUAGUAAAAUAUCCCAUUAGCUCCUGCACUGUAUAUACAAAAUGUGGUUCGUGUCUUAGUACAGAUGAUCCUCUACAUUGCGGAUGGUGCGGUUCUUACUGCGCUCAUGUUGACGAAUGCGAAACACCACCAAUUAACACGUCUACUUGUCCUCCUUUCAUUGACAAAGUUUCUCCGUUAAUGGGCCCAAUUCAAGGUGGAACACUGAUAACUAUCGAAGGUGAUAACUUUAGUACUUCUCAAAGUAAAGCUAAUGUCUAUAUAAAUAUAGCAGUAGCUGGUGUUCCAUGUGAAAUUGUAUCUUGGGAGUACACAAGGUUUGUAUUUUUCGAUUUUUAAUCACAAUUUAGUAUCAGCAUAUUUUAUAUAAAAAUUAGAUGAGUACGAGU